GCUGACGACGUCUUUUCGGCGCCGUUCUGCUUCUCCUCCUGCUGCUGCUGUUUUCUUUUUCACAUCCCCACCCCCUAUUCCUUUGCUUUCUCCUUGCUCCUGGAUUUUCUCUCCCUCCUCCAGUUUCAUUCCGCCGGUAGUCAAACGCCCAUGAAUCCCGCCUGCCGUGCGCACUCCCUUGUACAUACCGUUUCAUCGCAGCAUUAGCCAGCAUUCGGCAUCGGUGUUUCGGAGCUUCAGCUUAUCUUUCGGCAUUUCUUCGAUUUAUUAUUUUAUUAUCGCAUUCCAGCAUCUAGAUUUCCACCCUGGAAUCUAUCGGAUAGGGGCAGACACGCGACACCGACGGAGCUGCUUAUACCCCUCGCUUGACCCUACAUCGCCCUCCCAUGCUAGCUCGUUCGUCCUGGUAGCUCCCGAUCUGCGAUCCUAUAUAAAGCACCGUCCCGUCGUCCCGUCAUCGCACGUCAGCCAUGGCGUCGACUAACAACAACUCCUCCGUCGAUCUGGGGAAGCCCCAGUUCGCUUCCCACUCAUGGGCUGAGCCGAUCAUAGUUGUGAGCAUCAUGCUCAGUUCCUUAUAUUUCAACCGUCGCAGAGAUUUCAGCAUCUUCGGCAAGAACAAUAACCGGGACCUCGGGGCAUCACACCCGUUGUAUGUGAAGGACGAGGAGGCUGAUCCCUACGACCCAUACUCGGAGAGAGAGAGCGAUGACCAGCCCCGGAGUCAACCCAAUGCCAACCCAUAUCCCCCGAAGAGCCGCAAGUGUCUGUGGUACACCAUCCAGACACCGAACUCGUCUCGUUUCGCUCGCCAUUUCCACAGUCGGAUUCUGCAGAAAUUCCCCUUCUUGGUCGAGAUGUUUUACUGGGUCAUGAACUACUUGUUCUAUUCGUGCACAAAGGCCAUCGCGCAAUCGCUCUCUCCCGCCGGAAGUGACGUCGUCCAGCUCGCCCAGGACCAUGCCAUUGGAGUUUUGAACUUUGAACACCAUUCGUUUUUCAGCAUCUUCUUCCCGAUCGAGGAGGCCGACCUCCAGGCUUUCUUUGUCAACGGUCACCCGGGAUGGAUGACCUUCUUUAACCGCAUCUAUUCCCUUGUCCACAUCCCAGGAACAGUCGCCUUCCUGUCCUGGUGGUACUUCUCCGCUCCUGACUUUGAAACCUUCGCCAUUGUCCGCCGCACCAUGACCCUUGGUAACUUCAUGGCAUUCAUCAUCUUCUGUUUCUGGCCUCUGAUGCCUCCACGUCUACUGCCCGAGUCUUACGGCUUCCACGACACUGUGCGUCAGGAGCACGCCGAGAGUGUCUGGGUGGGAGGGAAAAUGGUGAACCAGCUCGCUGCCAUGCCCAGCUUGCACUUUACCUACGCUUUCUGCAUCGGCAGCACAUUCUUCUACCACUCCGGUAUCCUACACCGCCUUUUCGGAAAGCGCACCACCCGCACAACCGUGAAGGACAUUAUCUUUUUCAUCCUCGGCUUCAUCUAUCCACUGCUGGUCCUGUGUGUGAUCGUCGCCACCGCCAACCAUUACUGGCUCGAUGCCACCGUUGCUACCUUCUCCGUCACCUUUUCUUUCUUCUGCAACCGGAUCUGGAUGGUUCUGCUGCCUUUGGAGGACAUGCUGUUGUGGGUGUUGCGGCUGGAGAAACCCAUUCCGACGACCGGAAACCUCCGGGGCUUGCCCCAAGACGAUGACCGUGAAGGCAUCGAAUACCGUCCAGUAUAGCUAUAAUAAUAGACUAGUCGAGUGACCGUGACUGCGUAUUGUCCCUACGAUGACCUUGCACGGCUUCUCCCAUGGAGAUGACCUGGACAGGAAGCAUGGCACUGGUAUUGGACUAAUCAUGUACCUCAGCUUGUUUCCACAUCUGCGUUCUCGAUAGGUGGGGUGUGUGACGCCAGGCAUGCGAUUUAACGACAUAUAGAAUAUAUACGAUCAAUCCUCUCUGAUACCAAC
Aspergillus ibericus CBS 121593 is the source of this 1958-nucleotide messenger RNA. RefSeq names its product phosphatase PAP2 family protein. Gene Ontology annotation, biological process: inositol phosphoceramide metabolic process; sphingolipid biosynthetic process. The transcript has 3 exons. NCBI's taxonomy places the organism in Eukaryota, Fungi, Ascomycota, Eurotiomycetes, Eurotiales, Aspergillaceae. The record is from RefSeq and is a predicted model, not a curated record. Bases 471 to 1727 code for a protein of 418 amino acids. Gene Ontology annotation, molecular function: inositol phosphoceramide synthase activity. Gene Ontology annotation, cellular component: inositol phosphoceramide synthase complex.